Molecule: messenger RNA, 675 nt
Organism: Akanthomyces muscarius
Lineage: Eukaryota; Fungi; Ascomycota; Sordariomycetes; Hypocreales; Cordycipitaceae
Exons: 5
Coding region: 1-675 (224 amino acids)
Biological process (GO): mycotoxin biosynthetic process
Source: RefSeq, a predicted model, not a curated record
AUGGACCUACGCUCAUAUUCACCGGCUUAUGAGCACAUUGAAGAGGUCCCCGUUGUGUUUAAAGUGGCUUUUCUCGAAGAUGAAAGCCCCUAUCAGGGGUGGCCAGACGACGAGAAGGAUCAGCUCUGGCAAGACAUGUAUAGCAGAGGUAUGGCUAUUCGAAUUGAUGAGAAGUCUGCCAUCAGGCUCAUUAAUCGCACCGAGCACGCCCCGGUAUCCGGCUCGGAGACGGACUACGUGAUUGGUCUCGACGUAUUUCACCAAUUGCAUUGCCUAAACAUGCUUCGGCAAUCUAUCUACCCUCUCCGGUAUAAUUCGUCCAUUGUCCGCCAGGACGGAUCCAUUGACUUUUUGGGGUGGGCACAUCUAGAUCAUUGCAUCGAAGCCCUUCGCGAGUCGCUCACCUGCUCCGUCGACGUCAGCGUGGUCCCCUACCGGUGGCACCCAGACACCAAGAUCGCCGAACCAGACAUUCGAAGCAUGCACAUGUGCCGCAACUUUACAAAGAUACGCGACUGGGCAUUUGAUCGCUUUAUAUCAAUGACGAGCAAGAGAGAGCAUGUCGAGGACGGCGUCGUCGUCGACUAUUCUGACGUCGGGAGUGACCCGGAAGCGGUGCUGACGGAGAAACUGGCCGACCCCCAGGAUUGGAACAAGACUGUAUACGAUUUGUAA